AUAACUAGAGAGAACUCAAACUCAAAUGGCCCUGAACUCGUUGUUCAACAUUUUCAAAACGGUGGAAUGACGUUCUGGCUGCAUUUCCAUUUCCAUCACGUGCCUCGGAGGCAAAACCCCAACUCCGCCCGAAAUCGAUUGGCAGCCAAACACAUGUUCGAAGAUCCAUAUUUCGGGUCUGUAAGCACCCCUCUGCAAAAUCCAUCACUAUGAUGCUCCCAGUCGGACCUUUCUAUCAACAUUAAACCACCACAAUCUGCUGCGAACCUUUGCGACUCUAGGCCGGCCCUAUUCAACCCCUGGUUGACGACACUUCACUGUCAACGAUGAGCGCCUCUUCCAGAAUCGUCGUCCGCAAUGCGGCCCAAGCAUCCUUCAUGACCGGAGCACGCGCGUUUCCUCGAUCCGGUCCAUCCUCUGCAUACACAGCAUUCCUGCGUCGCAAUGCUCGAAAUCUCCCAUCCCAGAUGCCAGCGCUGGCCAUUUUGAUCCCUCGCCGUGGAGUAUCGACGGAUACACAUACCAGUGGAGGACCUCCGGCUGGUCCGCCGCCAGGAUUCAACGCUGAGCAGGCAAAGAAGCCACUCAAGGACAUUGAGAUUGCUUCAAAUGCGGCCUCGAAAGCCGCUGCAAAACAGGCGGAAAAGCAUGAGAUAGAUCCGAUUCCGGCGAAUACGGCUACUGCUGUCCCGAAAACCGAUGCCACUGAGGCUCUGACGUUGUCGGAGUUAGCAGGGAAGAAGGCAACGGCCGUCGAGCAGAAGGAUGGCAAGAAAGAAGAAAAGAAGUUGACGUUGAUGCAGAAGGUCAAACGGGAGGCACAACAUUACUGGGAUGGAACAAAGUUGCUGGCAACUGAGGUCAAGAUUAGUACGCGAUUGGCCUUGAAAAUGGCCGCUGGAUACGAACUCAGUCGGAGAGAACACAGACAGUUACAAAGAACGGUUCAGGAUAUUGCCCGAUUAGUUCCAUUUUCGGUCUUCGUCUUGGUACCAUUCGCUGAGCUUUUGCUUCCAGUCGCCUUGAAGUUGUUCCCCAAUCUUCUUCCUAGCACCUACGAAGGUCAGACAUCAAAAGACAAGAAGGCCACCAGUCUUCGAGCCACCCGAAAAGAAGUCAGCAAUUUCCUUCAGAACACUUUGAAGGAAACUGGGUUGCCAUUGACCCCAGCAAAUGCACAGAAGGAGGAGUUCACACAAUUCUUCAGGAAAGUCCGUGCAACUGGAGAAUCACCGACACCAGAGGAAGUCAUCAAAGUCUGCAAGAUUUUCAAGGAUGAUUUAACUUUAGACAAUCUGUCUCGACCUCAGCUUGUUGGUAUGUGUAGAUACAUGAACCUCAACACUUUCGGCACGGAUAUGAUGCUCCGAUAUCAAAUUCGCCAUCGUAUGAGGCAGAUCAAGAGGGAUGACCGCGCAAUCAGCUACGAAGGUGUCGACAGUUUGUCAGUCCCAGAACUACAAAUUGCCUGCAUGAGCCGUGGACUUCGAACCCACGGGGUAUCUCCUGGCCAACUACGGGAUGAUCUUCAAUCUUGGUUGGACCUACGACUCAAGCAUGGAGUACCAUCUACACUUUUGGUUUUGAGCAAUGCUUUCAUGUAUUCUCAAGGCAAGGGCGACUCCGAGUUCCACUCCCAGAUUGACGCGCUUACUGGUGUAUUGUCAUCUAUCCCUGAGGAGUUGUUCCACGAAAUUGAACUGGAAGUCCAUAAUGCAGAGGGUGCAGCUACCAACAAGCAGCGUCUUGAGGUUCUCAAGGAGCAACAAGAUCUCAUUGAAGAAGAGAAUGAGCAGGAUGAGGAAAACAAGGAGUCUGGGAGAGCCACUCCUCGUGAUGAUGAAGAUAUUGAUGAGAAAGAGGAACGCAGAAUGGAGGCAGAGGCCCAGAACGUUGACAAUGACCAAGCCAGCGAAGCUGUCGAAGGUGAGAAGGAACCAGCUGAGGUCAAGAAGAUGGAGGCUUUAAGUUCUGACAAGAAGCCAUCUUAAUCCGAUAAUCGGGAUGCGUCAAAUCGCACAUUUCUUUUGUUGUAUUAAAGCAUUCUGGGACUGGGUCAAAUGCAUGGAAUGUGGAUAUAUAAAGGGACAGGACGAAUCAUAGAGAACCUCGCUAGAAUGGCUGGGCGUUUAAGUUCAGCAAUGUAAAAGAUUCAACUCAAGAUCAAACAU
Molecule: messenger RNA, 2171 nt
Organism: Hyaloscypha bicolor E
Lineage: Eukaryota; Fungi; Ascomycota; Leotiomycetes; Helotiales; Hyaloscyphaceae
Product: LETM1-domain-containing protein
Exons: 2
Coding region: 327-1991 (554 amino acids)
Biological process (GO): intracellular monoatomic cation homeostasis
Cellular component (GO): mitochondrial inner membrane
Molecular function (GO): ribosome binding
Source: RefSeq, a predicted model, not a curated record